AUGGAUUUUAUCCGAGUUAUUACUCUGUUUUCUUUCUUAUUCUCUGUUGUCGUGGCAUUCCCCCAGCAGACUGCCGCGGGUACAACAACCGCAAUUCCGGCGACGAUUACCAAGGCUGCGUCGCUAAGCUGCUCGGACGGCCAGACCGCUGUCUAUACGACAGAUUGUACGAUGGGAACUCCUACAUCGUACUGCGCUAGACCGGAGCCCCCAUCCAGUGCUCGGAGGGGUACUUCCCCUCGGUUUGGCACCCAGGUCAUUGCAUGGAGCAGUCGACCUGUUUCCCUGUUGAUGCGUCCUGGAUCACGACUGAGUGCUCACAUGGGGCAAUUCCUUGGACAACCUCGACUUUCCGUUUCCUGCUCCUGUACCAGGGACCAAUGGUAUAGCAUGACCAUUCUCCCAGGCGCAUCCACCGUCGACACGUUCUGCAUGCCUUCAAGCUCCUGUCCAGCGGGCAUGACAACCUCAGUCUCGACCAACACUUACUGCGCAACGGCGCCGGCAAGUGUGUGUUCAGAUAUUCCCUUGGAGACCAACUACUGCAAGUGUGAGUCGGCAGCGCAGACACCAGUAUAUCCUGACUCUGUUGGGGCGGCUCCAACCGGAUGUAGAUCUUGA
Molecule: messenger RNA, 621 nt
Organism: Penicillium verrucosum
Lineage: Eukaryota; Fungi; Ascomycota; Eurotiomycetes; Eurotiales; Aspergillaceae
Exons: 2
Coding region: 1-621 (206 amino acids)
Source: RefSeq, a predicted model, not a curated record